AUGACGGGCAGUCUCAAGCAAGCCGCUGAAUCGGCUCGGAACAAGACCACCGAAGUCAUGAAUGCAGCCAAGGGUGAUGGCGCUGCUGUCGCCAACGAUAUCCUGCACACACCGCUCAUGAGAGCCGCACUGCCCUUCAUCAACGGAGGCAUUAGUGGCAUGGUGGCUACCACGGUCAUCCAGCCUGUCGACAUGGUGAAAGUGCGCAUCCAACUCGCAGGCGAGGGAACGUCCACGGGCCCCAAGCCUACGCCUCUGUCUGUCACUCGACAGAUCAUUUCGAGCGGCAAAGUCCUGGACUUGUACACGGGCUUGUCUGCUGGCCUGCUCCGCCAAGCUGUAUAUACCACGGCCCGCUUGGGUCUCUUCGACACCAUUAUGGGUCGAUUGACAGCGAGGGCGAAGGCCCAGGACAGGAGCAUUGGCUUUCGCGAGCGAGCGACGGCGGGCCUCACCGCCGGCGGUAUCGCCGCCAUGAUCGGAAACCCAGCUGACCUUGCACUCAUUCGCAUGCAGAGCGACGGACUGAAGCCACUGGCUGAGCGAAAGAAUUACAAGUCUGUCAUCGAUGCGCUUGGAUCGAUUGCCAAAAGCGAAGGUGUUGGUGCGCUCUGGUCCGGUGCCGCGCCGACUGUUGUCCGUGCCAUGGCACUCAACUUCGGCCAGCUUGCCUUCUUUAGCGAGGCCAAGGUGCAGCUUAAGCAGAAGACGGACAUGUCCGCUCGCUCACAGACCCUGGCUGCCAGCGCCAUUGCUGGCUUCUUUGCCAGUUUCUUCAGCUUGCCCUUCGACUUCGUCAAGACUCGCCUCCAGAAGCAGCAGAAGGGACCUGACGGAAAGCUACCCUACAAGGGCAUGGCUGACUGUUUUGCCAAAGUCGCCAAGCAAGAGGGGAUCCUGCGGUUCUAUCGUGGCUUCAGCACAUACUAUGUUCGAAUUGCUCCACAUGCGAUGGUGACGCUGAUCGUUGCUGAUUACCUCGGCUGGUUGACCAAAUAA
Molecule: messenger RNA, 999 nt
Organism: Purpureocillium lilacinum
Lineage: Eukaryota; Fungi; Ascomycota; Sordariomycetes; Hypocreales; Ophiocordycipitaceae
Product: putative mitochondrial 2-oxoglutarate/malate carrier protein
Biological process (GO): transmembrane transport
Molecular function (GO): transmembrane transporter activity
Source: RefSeq, a predicted model, not a curated record